AUGGUUGAACCAAUAGAUGCCAUCUUUGAGGAGAGAGAGGAGCUCAUGGUGUCACCAACUGGUAGCAACCCAACUCUGAGAACAGCCCAUUUUCUUAAACCCUCUGUGUCUUCCAUUGAUGAACUUCCUUCACCUUUUCACUCUGCUGAACCCACCAUUUCUGACGUUGAAAAUUUGCCUCUGAAGCUUCAUUUCAAAGGUUGGCAUCGUAUAGAUGAGAAGUGGAAGAUGUGGGUUGCAAGCUUGCAUUCUAAGUACCAAUCCAUAUGGAAGGAAGCUGGAAUAUAUGAAGCAAUAAUGGGCUCCAAAUAUUUUAUCUCUAAACACCAAGAUUUGGUUCUUGGUCUUGCUGAAAAAUGGUGUCCUAAGACCAACACAUUCAUCUUCGCUUGGGGAGAAGCCACUGUGACUUUGGAAGAUAUGAUGGCUUUAGGGGCUACUCUGUUUUGGGUGACUCUGUUUUAUAAAGCCCUUUUCUUACCAAAGAGAUGGAAGAUUUCUAUGAAAUCUUGCUCGAAGCACACAAAACAGUUUCGUACAGUUGCUUCAACCCCGGUCAACAAGCCUAGUUGGAACAUAUUAUGGGGAGUGGGAGUAAAGUUGAGCAUGAAGCAUUCCUUUCUUUCAUAUUGGUUGUCUAGGUUUGUCUUCCCUAUGCCUCUGUGUCGCAUUGGAAAGCAAAAUUUUCCAAAUGCAAUACUCUUGGCUAGAGGAACUCGAAUUGCGCUUGCUUCAGCAGUCCUUUCCAGUAUUUAUACAGAUUUGGGUUUGCUGAAAGAGAAAUUAGUUGCCUCAACAAAACUGGAUACAGAAGAGGUUAAUCUUUUUGCACCUUUUCAAUUUGUCCAGCUUUGGGCUUGGGAGAGAUUCCCAGCACUACAGCCAAGUCCCAUAUCCAUCACACAAUGUGAGCCAAGGCUUGCCCGCUGGUCCAAACUGAAAAAAGUGAGUAUUGAGAAUGUGAGGUUGGUUAUAGACUCUGCAGGAGAAAGUUUUCAGUGGCGCCCUUGUGCUAUAGCAGUGAAUCAUAAUUGGUUGUUUCCUAAGUUCUAUGGAGAAAAAGAACAGUGGGUGUCAGUUGAUGCUGCUUUCGACAAAGAGUUGGAGUCGUUUGCUCGAUGCUUAAGAGUCUGA
Molecule: messenger RNA, 1134 nt
Organism: Quercus lobata
Lineage: Eukaryota; Viridiplantae; Streptophyta; Magnoliopsida; Fagales; Fagaceae
Exons: 1
Coding region: 1-1134 (377 amino acids)
Biological process (GO): meristem development; meristem maintenance
Source: RefSeq, a predicted model, not a curated record